AUGUUAAGAAUUGCGAAUCAUGAUAUAGAAAAAACUGUUACCAAUAUACCUCAAGGUUAUGUUAACCUCUACGAAAGAUGUUGGUCUUUUGAACCAGAUCAACGCCCAGCACUAGAUGAAAUUUCAAUAGUUCUCGAAAAAUUAACGGAU
Messenger RNA from Scutellospora calospora, 150 nucleotides. NCBI's taxonomy places the organism in Eukaryota, Fungi, Glomeromycota, Glomeromycetes, Diversisporales, Gigasporaceae. The record is from the annotation of a GenBank genome assembly.